Molecule: messenger RNA, 186 nt
Organism: Dentiscutata erythropus
Lineage: Eukaryota; Fungi; Glomeromycota; Glomeromycetes; Diversisporales; Gigasporaceae
Source: the annotation of a GenBank genome assembly
UAUCAUUUUGAAGAAUUUCAUGGAAUCUAUAUACUCAUAAAGUUAGAAGAAAUUGUAAUAGCUGUUGACAUGGAAGUUAUUGAUGCAACGGGUUACGUAUUAAUUCUUGAAACAGAUUGGUUAAGAAAAGCUUAUACUAUAAUAGACUAUCAAGAGUAUAAAUUAAUAUUGAAGGAUGACAAGUGA